AUGGCACACAAGGAUCCAGAAGCCAACUGCGAAUGCGAUGUACCGAUCGAUAUGAUAGCAGUUGAUGAAGAAAGGAACACGCUUGGUGCUUGGUCCUCUUCGAACCGAGUUACUCGUCCCCUUUCGAAAUGGUAUAAGCUAUUGCUUCAAGCAGGCGUGGAGCAGAAUGGUAUUCGACCGGUUCCCCCAGAGGAAAGAACAGAGACACAACACAGCAACCUCUUCACAGUCUUCUUUACCUGCCUGCUGUGCAUCCUGCCUAUCCCUACUGGGGCACUCGGCACGGUCCUGUACGGUCUGGGUCUACGAGAUGUUUCAUUGAUCAUCAUCUUCUUCAACAUAGUGACUUGCUUACCGCCGGCUUUCAUGGGUAUAGGAGGAUAUAAGACAGGAAUGCGCCAGAUGGUGCAAGCCCGAUAUUCCUUUGGGCUAUAUCUCGUCAUCAUUCCGCUCCUUCUUAAUGCUGGCACAGUAACCGGGUUCACGGUUGUGGGAUCAAUCGUAAGUGGGCAAGCUAUUGCUGCUGUAAAUAAAGAAGCGAACAUCAGCAUCAACGUGGGCAUCGGUAUCGUCUGCAUCCUCAGCUUCUUGUUAGCAUUCCUGGGCUAUAGGGCGCUCCAUCUGUGGCAACGGUGGCAGUGGCUGCCAAGCCUGAUCGCAAUAGUUAUUGCUGUUGGCUGUAGUGGAAAACACCUGGUGCAUCAGGCUGACCAUGAAUCAGCAACUGUCAAGAAUGUUGUUGGGUAUGGGAGUCUGAUGGCAGGGUAUUUUAUGACCUUCGGAGGGACUGUCUCUGAUUUCACUGUAUAUCACAGCCCUGAAGAAUCCAAGCGCAAAGUAUUCGCCUGUGUGUAUCUGGGCUUCUUAGUCCCCUCGACGCCUCUGCUCAUCCUCGGGGCUGCUAUUGGAGGUGCCAUCCCAAACGUCGAGUCAUGGCAAAUAGCCUGGAAUGACUAUGGAAUAGGUAGAGUUAUGGAUGAAAUGCUUAAGCCAGCUGGUGGGUUCGGUAAAUCCGUUCUUGUCGUACUCGCCUUGAGUAUCGUGGGAAACAUGCUGCUGUCCUACUAUUCGGUCGCUUUGUGUUUACAGAUGCUCGUUCCUGUUUUCACCAAAGUGCCACGAUUUGUCUUUGUUAUCGCCACAUUGACCAUCAUGGUCCCAAUGUCAAUUUAUGCGGCAGCACAAUGGGAAAAGUCUUUGGUGAACUUUCUGUCCAUCAUCGGUUACUGGUCUGGGUGCUUCGACGCUGUAAUCAUCGAGGAGCUCGUAAUAUUUCGAAACAGAGACUACGACUUGCUCGACCCCAAAAUAUGGAACCAAGGGCGAAGACUUCCCACUGGGCUGGCAGCUAUUGGUACAUCAAUAAUCAGCCUUGAGUUGGUUAUUCCUUCGAUGAAUACACCGUGGUUCACUGGGCCUAUAGGGGCAAAAAUUGGCGAUAUUGGCUUCGAAUCGGCUUUAGUAGUCACUGGGAUUGCUUAUUAUCCUCUUCGAACUUUAGAAAUCAGGCUGAUGGGUCGUGUUUGA
Messenger RNA from Fusarium venenatum, 1527 nucleotides. Its product is annotated as permease for cytosine/purines, uracil, thiamine, allantoin-domain-containing protein. NCBI's taxonomy places the organism in Eukaryota, Fungi, Ascomycota, Sordariomycetes, Hypocreales, Nectriaceae. Gene Ontology annotation, biological process: transmembrane transport. The record is from RefSeq and is a predicted model, not a curated record. Gene Ontology annotation, molecular function: transmembrane transporter activity. Gene Ontology annotation, cellular component: plasma membrane.